Molecule: messenger RNA, 4643 nt
Organism: Symphalangus syndactylus (siamang)
Lineage: Eukaryota; Metazoa; Chordata; Mammalia; Primates; Hylobatidae
Gene: TMPRSS5
Product: transmembrane serine protease 5
Biological process (GO): proteolysis
Cellular component (GO): membrane
Molecular function (GO): serine-type endopeptidase activity
Source: RefSeq, a predicted model, not a curated record
UGGUUUCUGUACCUUUCUAGUAUAGUUUGAAGUCAGGUAGUGUGAUGCCUCCAGCUUUGUUCUUUUUGCUUAGGAUUGUCUUGGCUAUGCAGGCUCUUUUUUGGUUCCAUAUGAAAUUUAAAGUAGUUUUUUCUAAUUCUGUGAAGAAAGUCAAUGGUAGCUUGAUAGGGAUAGCAUUGAAUUGGGUAGUCAGGCAGAAAGAAACCAGCUCUGGUUAAUCUAAAAUCUGCUCUUGAAGGAGAGCAGAUCUGGUUUCAGCAGCUGCUGAUCUCCCUAUAAUUGUGAGUAUUCCACUGUCAUGCAACACCAGAGCCAACUCUCACACUACUCAAACAUGACUUACAGAGGCUCAGGGCAACUGAGCUACCUUUUUCCAGAAGUGGGACUCUUGCAGAGAGAAGAGAGCCAGCCAGAGUCCCUAAGGGCUGUGCCAACCAGGAUGACAGAGAAGGUGGAGAGCUGUGUGCUCAAUCAUUUAGUCCUGCUUUCACUUGCCUCUUUCUUAUCUCAAGGGAAAAAAAAUGCCAUUGUGGGGUAAAUGUGGACUUAAUGACCUUGCCUUGUAAGGUGAUUUCUGCUCAUCUGUUAUUUUAUUUUACAAAUAUUUAUUGAAUACCCAUUGUGGUAGUUACUAGUGCUGUUCACCAAGUAUUUCUGGCUCUGUGCUUCGCUGCAUAUUGUAGGAUUGCAUUUUCAUGGUCUCCUCAUGGUUGGGCAGAAGCAUGUGACAUCUUGGGCUAAUGAACUGCAAGUGGCCAAAACAUUUAAUUUCCAGUGUGAAGCCCUUCAGAACCCUCUUUCUUUCAGCCACUGUGACCAGUAACAUUCCAGAUGGAGGCUACUGUAUUGUAGGAUAUGUGGACAAAAGUCCCCAGCUUGAUCCCUGUGAACCUGAAGCAUAGGUAAGAAAUAAACCUUUGUUGUUUUAAGCCACUGCGACCUGGGAGGUGCUACAGCAUAACCUGGCCUAUCCUGGCCUAUACGCUUAAUAUGUACCAGACUGUGCUAGACACUGGAGACACAAUGCCUCACUCCAACACAAAGGAUCUCUUUGAGUAGAAUUUUGGCCGUGUGGCAGCUGAUGGAGAAACACAGCUCUUUUUACAAAGAUGAUGUAAGUCUGUCCAAGGUAAUGGCACACCAUGUACCAUGGAAAGAUACUCAGGGUAACUGAUGAUUUUAAAAAUAACUCUUUUGUGACACAACUUUCCCUCCUCCAAUUCCUGCUGCUGCUACUAGGCCUAAAGAAGACUGAGAAGCUUAGCUGAGAUGGUGCUUCCCCAGAAUCACCAGGGUAAAACAGACACAAGGACCCCCAUUUACAGGGGUGAUGUUUCAUGGAGUUUCAAAUAGGGCCAAGGGAUGACUGUUUUAGUAUCAAGCUUCCCAGGGGAUUCCAGUGAACCACCCAGGGUUAAGAGCAAUUGGCCUGGCGGCCAAAACUGUGAGGAAAAAGAUCAGUUAUGUUGCCUGAUGCUUUCUUGGGUAUCUUCAAUAGGAAAAACCAACUCCAGAGCAAACUCAGGGGUCACUGGCUAGGGCUUGCCCUGGAAAAUUUGGAAAUAUGCCUGUCUCAGCCUUCCUUUCCCUGGUGACCUUCUGUCAUUCCUCUGCCAGUCCUUUCCAAACCCUGUCCCUCCAGCAGAACCUGACUUCUGAGCCACUCCUUCAGGGCCUGGUUAGGUACUGUCAGCCUGCAGAUGCUGCCAUGUGCUAUUCCCAGGGUUAGGGUUUCAAUAUGGUCACUGUAAACCAUGAUCUCAGCAUGACACUGUGGAACUCAGGGCUGCUGAUUCUAUUUGAGCCUACACUAUCUACUUUUACCACCUAUCCUCUUAGGUCACUCCCGUUGGUGUAUUUGUUUGUCAUUUCAACUGGAUUAUAAACUCCUUUGAGAGUAGGGACUACAAUGUAUUCAUAUUUUCCAUAUUUUAGUUCAUCUUUGGAUAAUUGAUAGUUGGCUGUACUUUGUUUUAAUCAUUAUUUUGGAGUCUUUAGUGACCCCUUUCCAUUUUCAUCACCCAGGUUAAUAGAAAUUAGAAUCUACAUAAAAAUUGCUAUAUUGUCCUUAGAAACCUAGAAACCAAGGGGUUUAAUAGGGCUUAUUCUAGGAUAACUUAUGUUAUACUAGAAACCAAAGGUUUGAAUACAGCCUCCUCCAGAAUGAUUAAGUCACAGCCAGCCUGAUGGUGAUGAGAAUGGCCAGAGCUGGGAGCUGAGUUAGGGAGGAUGCUUGCUGCCAAGACUUGCGUAAAAGUGGUAUGAGAUCUCCCCACUAAGCACCCAAGCCACUACCAGCCUUCUUGUGGGAGAAUCUAGAUGAAAGGGGCAGACAGAGGACCAAACUGGUCAAGAACUAAGCUGCUAUAUUCUUUCUCCAUUCCAAGAUGGCUGAAUAGGAACAGCUCCGGUCUGCAGCUCCCAGCGUGAUUGACGCAGAAGAUGGGUGAUUUCUGCAUUUCCAACUGAGAGCCUGAUGCUGGAUGACCAACCCCCUGUGGAGGCCCAGUAUGCAGAAGAGGGCCCAGGACCUGGGAUCUUCAGAGCAGAGCCUGGAGACCAGCAGCAUCCCAUUUCUCAGGCGGUGUGCUGGUGUUCCAUGCGACGUGGCUGUGCAGUGCUGGGAGCCCUGGGGCUGCUGGCCGGUGCGAGUGUUGGCUCAUGGCUCCUAGUCCUGUAUCUGUGUCCUGCUGCCUCUCAGCCCAUUUCUGGGACCUUGCAGGAUGAGGAGAUAACUUUGAGCUGCUCAGAGGCCAGCGGUGAGGAAGCUCUGCUCCCUGCACUUCCCAAAACAGUAUCUUUCAGAAUAAACAGUGAAGACUUCUUGCUGGAAGUGCAAGUGAGGGAUCGGCCAUGCUGGCUCCUGGUCUGCCAUGAGGGCUGGAGCCCCGCCCUGGGGCUGCAGAUCUGCUGGAGCCUUGGGCAUCUCAGACUCACUCACCACAAGGGAGUAAACCUCACUGACAUCAAAGUCACCAGUUCCCAGGAGUUCGCUCAGCUAUCUCCUGGACUGGGAGGCUUCCUGGAGGAGGCGUGGCAGCCCAGCCUCCCCUAUUCUUCACGUCCUUGGAUGUGUGUGGCUGCAGGGCAGCCCCUGCCCAGCUUCUUGUUGGUACCUCUGUUUUGCAGGAACAACUGCACUUCUGGUCGAGUUGUUUCCCUCAGGUGCUCUGAGUGUGGAGCGAGGCCCCUGGCUUCCCGGAUAGUUGGUGGGCAGUCUGUGGCUCCUGGGCGCUGGCCGUGGCAGGCCAGCGUGGCCUUGGGCUUCCGGCACACGUGUGGGGGCUCUGUGCUAGCGCCACACUGGGUGGUGACUGCUGCACAUUGUAUGCACAGUUUCAGGCUGGCCCACCUGUCCAGCUGGCGGGUUCAUGCGGGGCUGGUCAGCCACCGUGCCGUCAGGCCCUACCAAGGGGCUGUGGUGGAGAGGAUUAUCCCACACCCCCUCUACAGUGCCCAGAAUCAUGACUACGAUGUCGCCCUCCUGAGGCUCCAGACCCCUCUCAACUUCUCAGACACUGUGGGCGCUGUGUGCCUGCCAGCCAAGGAGCAGCAUUUUCCGAAGGGCUCGCAGUGCUGGGUGUCUGGCUGGGGCCACACCGACCCUAGCCAUACUUACAGCUCAGAUAUGCUCCAGGACACGGUGGUGCCCCUGCUCAGCACUCAGCUCUGCAACAGCUCUUGCGUGUACAGUGGAGCCCUCACCCCCCGCAUGCUUUGUGCUGGCUACUUGGACGGAAGGGCUGAUGCAUGCCAGGGAGAUAGCGGGGGCCCCCUGGUGUGCCCAGAUGGGGACACAUGGCGCCUGGUGGGGGUGGUCAGCUGGGGGCGUGGCUGUGCAGAGCCCAAUCACCCAGGUGUCUACGCCAAGGUAGCUGAGUUUCUGGACUGGAUCCAUGACACUGCUCAGGACUCCCUCCUCUGAGUCCUGCUGUUUCCUCCAGUCUCACUGCGCACUACUGCCUCAUGCUUCCUGGGGCCUCCAGCAGCUCCACUAAUGGAGGAGAGGCAGUAGCCUCCGACGUGCAACGCAUGGACCUCCCACUACUGUGCGUGAGGAACAGUCACCACCCACCGGCCAGCCACCCAGCCGCCAGGUCUCUCCUUUUGGGCCCUGAUUUCAGAGUCCUCUUUCUCACUAGAGACUCAAUGACAGAAGAGAGGCUGGGGCUCAGUUGGGCAUACUGUGGUUGCUGAGGGAUGAGGGGGAGGAGGAGAGAGAUAGGAGCUGGAGAUGAAGAGGCUGCUGGAAGCAGCAGGAAGCCUGCCCUUCUGCCCUCUCCCCUCCCUGCCCCUGUGUGAGUCUUUUGGGAGGGUGCUGGGAGGUGCCCCCAGUCCCACCUUUUCCCUGUGCUCUCAGGUGGGCUAAGUGCCUCCCUAGAGGACUCCAUGGCUGAGAGGCUCCUGGGCAGAUGGGGUCAAGUCUGGGCCAGCCCAGAUGAAGCCUACGGGAGUCAGGACCCUCUCCACUCUCCCUCCCCACUCCCCUUCCUGUUCUCACCUGGCUCUGGCUGGCCCUGUAUAGGGUGGGUGCACUGGAAAACAAGAAGGUUGGAGUUGGUCUAGGACGUUGGUUUUAAAUGACUGUUCUGUGAACUGGUCCAGGGAGUUCUGUUAUUAAAGUGAUAUAUGGUCUUGGUCCA